AUGCCAGGAAAACAACUUGUGGUGUUCGACUUUGACUGGUCAUUCGUCGAUCAAGAUACCGAUCGAUGGGUUUUCGAGGUAUUAUCAACUGAAUUAAGGAGAUUACUGCAAGAUAGGAAAUCAUCUGGAACGGGGAUGCAGUGUACACCUGAUGUUGUCAAUGACACCAUGAAAGACCUAUAUGAAAAAGGAUUCAAAAAGGAAGAUGUACUUGGAGCGCUUCGAAUUUUACCCUUCCACCCCGCUAUGAGACGAGCUGUCAUGUCCCUCCAAUCAAGAUCUGAAGAUACCACUUUCUUAUGCUUGUCAAAUUCGAACGAGAUUUACAUCGGAACCAUCCUUGAAAAACACGGCCUCGCAUCACUUUUCUCUGAGAUCAUCACCAAUCCCGCACAUUGGAACCCUUCCUCUCCUGACCAUUUAAUAAUUGGUCGUAGAUUACCAGCCAGUGAACCUCCUCACGGAUGUUCCGUGGGAUGUCUCGCAAACAUGUGCAAAGGUGAUGAAUUAGAUACUUACUUGGCUUCCAAAGGUGGAAAAGAUUCUUUCGAUAAAAUAGUCUAUGUAGGUGAUGGUGGAAAUGAUUUCUGCCCUUUACUUAGGAUGAGAAAAGGCGAUUUAGCCUUAGUGAGGAAAGGUUUAGAAUUAGAUACUAGAGUGAAAGAAGAAGGUGGAAAAUCUGGUUUGAAAGUUGAUGUCAAAUAUUGGGAUCAAGCUUGGCAAAUCGACGAGUAA
This is a messenger RNA of Kwoniella shivajii, 735 nucleotides long. RefSeq lists its product as uncharacterized. The record is from RefSeq and is a predicted model, not a curated record. Gene Ontology annotation, molecular function: phosphatase activity. The transcript has 4 exons. Lineage: Eukaryota; Fungi; Basidiomycota; Tremellomycetes; Tremellales; Cryptococcaceae. The coding region runs from base 1 to 735 and encodes 244 amino acids.